This is a messenger RNA of Toxotes jaculatrix (banded archerfish), 3736 nucleotides long. It is a transcript of the gene wnt10a, whose product is annotated as wingless-type MMTV integration site family, member 10a. Gene Ontology annotation, biological process: cell fate commitment; canonical Wnt signaling pathway; multicellular organism development. Bases 386 to 1633 code for a protein of 415 amino acids. The transcript has 4 exons. Gene Ontology annotation, molecular function: frizzled binding; cytokine activity. The record is from RefSeq and is a predicted model, not a curated record. NCBI's taxonomy places the organism in Eukaryota, Metazoa, Chordata, Actinopteri, Toxotidae. Gene Ontology annotation, cellular component: extracellular region.
UUCAUUUAGAGCGCCUAUCUUGGAUCAGCCGACCCUCUCGGAUGUUAUACCAACACAAAGACCUUGUUGACGGAGAUACCGGGAUGUGUACGGAUGUGUGUGAGAAAGAAAGGACUGACUUUUCCUUAAACUUGUAGCAAGCUCCUCCAUUCAGUAAGUUGAGCGGUUGAUGAAACUUUUCUUGAAUGAGUAUCCCGCCGCUGGCUGGCACAUCUGGACUCAGGGUAGACGGAGCUGUCAAAUCUCCAGCGCCAACUUUUAGCCGGACCUGACCUGACCCCCUUUUUUACUUUGUCCUCCCUAAACUUUUAGGCGGAAUAUUGGACUCUUUUCUUUUCUUUUUUCUUUUUUUAAUUCUUUUUUUUUUUCAUAAUUACAAAACAAAAUGGAUCACUCAGUGCUCAGAGUAACAUGCAUCUUGGUGGUUAUCUGUAUCUUGGAUAAAAGGGUAGACUCCAAUGAAAUCUUGGGCCUGAAGCUCCCCAACAUCGACCCAAUCCUGAACGCCAACACGGUGUGUCUGACAUUGCCGGGCUUGACACGGCGCCAGCUGGAGGUGUGCAUGCGGAACCCGGACGUGACGGCAUCAGCAAUCCAGGGAAUCCAGAUUGCCAUUCAUGAGUGCCAGCACCAGUUCAGAGGCCACCGAUGGAACUGCUCCAGCCUGGAGACUAGGAACAAAAUACCCUACGACAGCAUAGUCUUUAAAAGAGGUUUUAGAGAGAGUGCCUUUGCGUAUGCCAUUGCAGCAGCAGGCGUGGUGCACGCAGUGGCCAACGCCUGCUCCAUGGGCAAACUGAAGGCAUGCGGCUGUGAUGAGAAGCGACGUGGGGACGAGGAGGCCUUUCGCAUCAAACUGCACCGCCUGCAGCUGGAGGCCAUCCACCGGGGGAAGGGUAUGGUACAUGGCGUCAUGGAACACUUCCCCGCCGACCUGCCGGGACCCCAGGACUCAUGGGAGUGGGGCGGCUGCAGCCCUGAUGUGGAAUUCGGAGAGAAGUUCUCGCGGGACUUCCUGGAUGCCCGCGAGACCUACAAAGACAUCCAUGCUCGUAUGAGGCUGCACAACAAUAGAGUUGGGAGACAGGUGGUGCUUGACCACAUGAGAAGGAAAUGCAAGUGCCACGGGACGUCGGGGAGCUGCCAGCUGAAGACCUGCUGGCAAGUCACCCCAGAGUUCCGGGUGGUGGGUUCAAUCCUCAAAGAGCGCUUCCACAUCGCCACGCUUAUCAAGGCUCACAACCGGAACACCGGACAGCUCGACCACUCCCACCACAACAACCACCAUAACCAUCACAGCCACCACAACCACCACCAUCACCAUCAUCAGAACAACCACCAUCAUCACCACCACACACAUCGACGACGGCCAAGCAUCAACGAACUGGUCUACUUUGAAAAGUCGCCAGAUUUCUGUGAACGGGACCUGGGGUCAGACUCAGCCGGAACACAGGGCCGGAUCUGCAACAAGACCAGCCAUGGCAUGGACAACUGUGAGAGUCUGUGCUGCGGUAGAGGCCACAACAUCCUACAGCAGACGCGGAGUGAACGCUGCAACUGCAAGUUUCACUGGUGCUGCUAUGUGGUCUGCGAAGAGUGCAGGAUAACAGAGUGGGUCAGUGUCUGUAAAUGAAGAAACACGCACCAAAAGACUAAAUAAAGAAAACAAAGAAAAAGAGACAUUUUUAAAUCAAGCCUAUUAAUUUGAAAGGGGAAUAUGACUGUAAUAUAUGUGCCCCGUACCUUUUUGCGGUGGACUGCUGUUUUCCAGAAGAGCAAGGACAGAGUGUGAAGCAGUUGAGCCAGCAGAAAGAUAGAUGUACAUGUUGGUAAAGAGUGUGCACAUGCAGCAUAUGUCUAAAGCUGCCACAACUCAGAGACCUUGGAUGUUUACUGCUUUCCUCUUGAGACAACAGAUAAUAUAGUUAGAUAUGAAAAAUAUCUGAAAACUCCAAAUAUGAAAUCUGAGCUCCGAAAACGACAAAUUAUUGUUGUUUCAUCAGUAAAUGUUGACUAACGUACAGCUGCAUGAGAUUCAGGUGAGCAAAAAGGAAGGUCAGCAGUAGGUUGCAUGCAGAAAGAAAAAUAACGUUGCUUCAUAGCACUAGCGACAUAUAAAGUGGAAAAGCUGAUGUCUGCAUAAUAUGAGACUUUAAAAAUGGGGACAGACAUUAAUUUUUUUCUUUCAAACAGAUCACACUCUAUACAGUAAUCCCUCCAUUAUCUAUAUGAUAACUUACAGCAUAAACACAGCCAUGUUACACAGAAUUUGCUAUGUCUCCAUCAGCUACAUACAGAGACAAAUAUAGAUCUUUUCACACAUCAGGAUUUACAGGAUUUGACAUAGCACAACACUUCUGGAGUGCUCAAGGAUUUAGUGUGUUGUUCAAGGGUAGUUUUGGUUUUACUGUUUUUAGCAGAUGUUAUGUUUACCUAGAACUCAUCAGGGAUUUGUCUGGCUCAACUGACGCUCUGGAGACGAAUCAGUCAAUAUCACUAUGUUGUAUACAAAAUUCACACCUUGCUAAAAGUAAUGACAUCACUCACACAAUUUAGGGAAGACUAUUUAAAUUAGAAGUUUGCAUUAAAGCAGCAGGCUUAACAUGAAUGAUGGCCACUGUGUGAAGGAGAAUAUUACAUGAUGAUCAGAGUGGCUGAAGCUAGAGCCAAUCAAAAAAACAGAUCUGAUAGCCUGAUUGUUGGUGCCACAUCCUGGGAUUCCUCAUAUCAUGCCCUCACAACUGUAAUGGAGGAUGGUGAAAUAAAAAUCACACAAAUCAGCUUUCAAUAGAGUAAGAACAAGCACCACUCCUACACACUAUUCACUAUUCAAGAUUCAUUUUGUGAAUCCAUUUGAAAAUGACUGUUUGCAAACCAUUUGUGACACAAACUUGUACAUCUGUAUUCAGACCUCCCUAAAACACAGCACAGAUACGUUGUCCUGCAUUAACAUUACCCAAAAUGUACCAUGUGUGGUCUGUGCCUGUGUGUGGUGUGUAAUGUCAGAGUGCAGAGUAGACCCUAAUUUAACAAAUGCAGUUUUCAUCUUCAGCACGACCUGAACAGCAAUGUAAAUAAAACAGUAAGUAAUGCUGCACAAAUAUCAUCAAUACAUUUAAAGUGCCUCAGGAAACUGAGUGCACAUGAACAGGCUUCAGUUCCUCACACAAUAAACAUCCUAGGUUGUCAUCAGUCAAAGUGUUUCCUGUUUUGUGAUGCAAAGUACUGUGUGCGACACUGUAAGCUUCUUGUAAUAUAUCUACACUCACCUUCUUCACACUUCUUUGAUGUGUACAACAGAGAUAUUUUGAUGUCAACUUUAAAGUAUAUAAAUAACAAAGUUGAUAUGGAUUUCUGCCUAUGCACAUUUUGAAGAUCAUAUUUGGUCUCAAGUAACUAUUAUGAGUGAGGCUCCUUAUCAGACAGUGUAAUUUAUUUCAAGCAGAUAUGUUUGUGUGUUAAAAACAGAGGAAAAAAUAAUAAUAAUCUGGGAUUAUGUUUCCAGUGUAACAGGUUAUUUUGAUUCUGAUAAGUAGUUUGCACAUACAGAACUGUGUCCAGGAAAACUCUGGGAAAAUAUCAGCAAUAUGCAUUUUUUUUAAUGUCAUAAAUGUAAUGUAUGUCUGUAUUUUUAUGUUUUAAUAUGAUUAUUAUCUAAGUUAUUUUAUUUUUGUGGAUAACUUAAUAUUUGUAAGACAAUAAAGAAAGACCAUAAUAUUGAAAGGGGCUUUAAUGU